Messenger RNA from Eublepharis macularius, 4038 nucleotides. It is a transcript of the gene DCSTAMP, whose product is annotated as dendrocyte expressed seven transmembrane protein. The coding region runs from base 1 to 2064 and encodes 687 amino acids. Lineage: Eukaryota; Metazoa; Chordata; Lepidosauria; Squamata; Eublepharidae. Gene Ontology annotation, cellular component: membrane. The record is from RefSeq and is a predicted model, not a curated record. The transcript has 5 exons.
AUGGGACUACCAACUCUGUCGGAAUGUGAAGGGGUGUUGAAUGAGUCGGGCAGAUGUCAAUCCAAAUGUUGCCUCUCUGUUCAUCCUCUGGAAUUUCACGUCACAAAAACUCCUGCAAAAAUCCGUUCUUGGAUGUUUGGCAUGACAGAUACUGAAAUUGCUAGUGACUGGGGAAAAAAGGCAAAAGAAGCCACGGCAUCUAGGGAGACUUUGGACUCAGAAGACAGCUUCUUAGAACCGACAGCAGGUUGCUCACAUGGAACCGUCCUGCCAACGGCAGAAACGCAACCGGCUGGCGCCGGCAAUCCUCCAAGGCUUGCACGGCCCCCCGGCAAGAAAAAGUCUCAGGCUGAACCUAAGCCUCCAAAAUGGCCCCGUCUUGAUCGCCGGGAGGCAGAAAAGGCAGGGUGCCCCAUCCAGCUGGCUGAGGGCGACGCUGAUCGGCGGAGCUCCAUUUCGGCAGGAAACGCUGCAGCGGCAGAAUCUUUCCCGUGCAAACCCAAGGACGCGGUUGCCAUUCUUCCAGCAGGAGAAGAUCAUCUGGAACAAAGAGGCACCGCGCAGAGCUCCAGCCGAGAUGGGCCUGAGGAAACCUCACCAUCAUGGGAUCACAGCACUGGGAAAAAUGUGACUAGUUUUGUCACAUUUGCUCAUCGUGUUUGGACACUUUUUGCAACUGAAAGGAAGCCAGGCUGGAAGAAUCUCUUGCAUCUGUCUGCGAUCUGCUGCUCCGUUAGCUUCGUAUCUAAUGUGUUCCUGCUCCUUGCUGGGUAUUCCUUUCUGGUGGACUAUCCUCUCUAUUCCUUGGUCACGUCCACAUUCCUCUGGAUUAUCCUUUCUGUGGGUUUGUGCUCUUCUAGGCACCUCCGCUGCGGCGCUGCUCUCUUCUUCCUUUCCUUCGGGUUGCGCGAAGGAAGGAACGCCUUGAUUGCAGCUGGGACUGGUGUAGUGGUAGCUGGCAACCUGCAAAGUAUUUUUUACAAUUUAAAGCAGCUAGCAGAUAGCGUGACCUGUAUUCUGGAAUCCCAGCGUUUCCCCUUUCUCAACCACUACGUUGCAGCAAUUUGGUGGAUUUACAGUCAGCUCAAGCUUUUGGACAACCCGUUUAAAGAUAUUGUGUCAGUGGAUGGGAAGUUGCAUGUGUUUUACUCAGUUUCAGAUGAAGACUUGAAACUGAAGCUGAAGCACACAAGAUGGCACAUCCAGAACAUUACCAGCCAGAUCUCUUCUAUACUAGCCCUGCAGCCGUACGUGGGCAAGAAAGUGCUUCCCCUUCUGGGUAUUGUCUUCAUGGUUCUUGGGACAUACCUCUUCAUCCGAAAAUUCCUGAACCCCCUCAAUGUCAAAUUUAAGAAUACUUAUAUCACAAAAGAGUUUGUUCGAUAUAAUGAGCAACAGUGGCAGCAACGAAAGGCCUCUGUACUGCCCCUCAAUAAAGAAGAAAGAAAGGUCUACACGGUAGUCCCAUCUUUUUGCCAAACACCCAAGGAAAGGAAACAUACGGCACGCUUUUUUCUCCCUGUGCUUGCUAACCUUUGCAUUUGGACUCUCUUUGCAGCAGUAGAUUAUUUGCUUUACUGGCUGAUUUUUUCAGUGAGCAAGCAUCUGCAAGAUUUCCCUGAGCUAGAGGUCCAUUUGAAAUUGUAUUACCAUAAAAAUGCUGAUAAAUUUAUCUUCAACAAUGGGGAGAUCAUUAACAAUACGACUUCCUUUAAGAUUCCUCUCUUCAAGCAUGCCUGUAUUCCCAAACCAAAAUUUGCUCUUGCUACCACAUGGGUCCAACUAGCAGUCAUCGUCUUCUUUUUAGCAGUCCUUGGCUUGUUGGCCUCUACAUUUACACAGCUUAAAAUGCUCGUGACAACAUCAUUCUUUCCACAGACAGACAUGAAACGGAUAGAGUAUCUGCAUACAAAGUUAUUAAACCGAAGAUCAAAGCUUUCUGAGCGAAACAUGAAAAGGAAACUGAAUUCAUUUGCAACGCUACACUUCUGGUUCCCCAUCCUCCAGGCUACGAGAAAUGUCAGGAAAGAAGGCUCAAAGGAGACGGAAGACAGCUGUGUUUAACAACAGAAGGAAAAACUUUACAGAAAAUGACGAUUGUAUGAGUGGAGUGGUGGCCUUGUGCAUUCGAAUUUUUUAAAAUCAUUUAUUGCUUCCAGAGCAACUUUGAACUCAUACAACGUGUUACUUAACUUGCUGUAUUUUCCUGAUACUGUAAACAAUAUCUCUCUUCUUGUGCCUUCUCUAAGAAUUUUUAGGGGUCCUUCCGUUUUACUUUCUGCUGCUUCUCUCUCAUCUUUGCCACAGCUCUUUUGUGUGGGUGGAUAUUUUCUUUCCUGUGAUAUAUCUAUCAUCACCCAAGUGUCAUCAGUCCCUCCAGCCACCUUCCACUUGAUGUUUUACUUUUCAUAGAUGAAAGCACUUUAAGCUUUCAAUUCAACAUGAACUUUGCAAAUCUGAAAUGAAAGGUUUUAGUUCUACAGAGUCAAUUAGAGAGUUACUGGAGUCUUCUCUUAGGUUGCUUCUAGUGCUGCUGUGCCCUUAUUCCCCCCUCCUCCAUUUUGGUGAGCAAAUGUGACAUUGCUUAUAGGAAACCUUGGCUUGUCCCUUUGACUCACCCAUUCCACCCACACUCUGAAAUGCAGAACUUACUUUUUAAAAAGGCUGAGAAAUAAAAACAUCAACCUUCCUGUGGGAGAGAAAAACCCCCAAAGCAGAUCAGCAGCAGUUUGAAAAAUUAAUGAAGGGCUGUCCCAGUUUUCUUGGGAUGGCAAUCAAAACUGUCAGAGUCCAGGGCAUUUAUAUUCUGAAUGCAUGACUUAUAUGAAACAAAGUUGAAAAGUUGUGUAAGUGUGCAACAACGGCGACUGGUUUUGAUGUUUUCUUGUGUAAAGUUUUCCUGCAAUGCUACCAUGCAUGUGUGGCAGAGGAUAAGGGUUGGCAAAGAGAAGGUUGUACUUCCCAAGGAACUUGGGAGUAUGUUGGUGGGUGGGUGAGGGAUUGGCAAGGAGAAGUAUUUAUUUCCAGGCAUGUUGAGAGGACAGCUGUUGUAAGAACAUGUCAAAGUUGAGUGGGUGAUCAUAUGUGUGGCCUAUGAGAGUUCACAGAUUCAAGCUGUAGUUAAAGGAUCAGGGCUGGGAACAUUGCUGGGAGCGCUGGACUCUAAUCUGGAGAACCAGGUUUGAUUCCCCACUCCUCCUCUUGAAGCCAGCUGGGUGACCUUGGGCUAGUCACGGCUCUCUGGAGCUCAGUCAGCCCCACCCACCUCACUGGGUGUUUUGUUGUGGGGAUAAUAAUGACAUACUUUGUAAACCGCUCUGAGUGGGUGUUAAGUUGUCCUGAAGGGCAGUAUAUAAAUCGAAUGUUAUUAUUUCUGCCAGACAGCUUUAUUUAUUAAUGUACUUAAUUUAUACCCUGUCUUUCUGCUCACUGGGCCCCCAAAUUGUGUUACCAUUGUUCUCCUCUCCUCCAUUUUAUCCUCUCAAUCCUAUGAAUUAGGUUAGGCUGAUUAUAUAUAACUGGCCAAGGUCACCCAGUGAGCUUCCAUGGCAAAGCUGGAAUUCAAAUCUGGGUCUACCAGAUCUUAGCUUGACACUCAUUCAUGAAGAGUUACAUUUGCAAUUUCCAUUAACCAAAACAGCCACAUUUCCUUCCAUUCCUGGCAUGAGGCCUGUACUUACAGCUUACUUGUUCCUUUGGCUGUGGCUGUUUCAAGCUGGAAGGCUCCUGCUACCCACACGCCUUACUGGAAGAGGGCUUUGCCCACUCUCCUGAAACAUGGGGCUGGUAUUACACUGUGGAACCAUGCUCAGAAAAAAAAAGAUGUCAAAGAGUCAUUACUGAGCGAGUAUCACUGCUCUAUCCGCUACAUCACUCUGUCUCUUUGCCCUGUAUUAUGUUAGAAAAUGGACUAUACAGCUCAGCAUCUUCAUGGUAAUCAGGGCAUGUAUUUCACCUGUCUUGGGGAGGGGAGGUGUAUGCAUAUAUGUGAGAUCCAUGUUGGAUAAGGUCCAAUGGUACAAUACCAAUUAUUCUAGC